CGGAGAAGUAAAAGGCGAGGUUAUGGACAGAAAUUUAGAUGUAUCAGGUCAGUAUAAACUGGGAUGGAGGGCUCAACACACAACUGCAGUAGUAGGAGAGGUCCUGUACUGCUGGGGAGGAGACCAGGAAGGUUUAGAUAAGUCACACGAUUCUCCUACAAAGAGAGAGUGUACUUCUGCUAUUGAUGUGUUUAACUUAUUAUCUGGUGUCUGGUCCUCUAAACCUACUAGAGGUACUCCUCCAUUGGGAAUUAAAGGAGUCUCUUGUGCUGUCAUUAAUAAUAAUAUUUAUUAUUUUGGCGGUUGGUGUGGCCAUGGCAGUUGCUACCUUAACAGUUUGAACUGUUUAGACACUUUAAUUCUUCAAUGGAAAGAGUUGCAACCAACUAGUGAUAAUUCUGUGACUAAGAGAGGCUAUGGUGGUAUGAUACCAAUGGGAAGUGAAGGUGAACCUCAACAGUUACUGGUUAUCGGUGGACUGGCUCCUAAAUUAGCUACUACACUGUAUCGUCAGUUUGAAUACAUUGAGAUACCCGGUGUUGAUGGUCAUGUUAGAACUAAUGAACAGAAUAUCUAUAACCUGUCUAGUGGACAAUGGAUUGUUCCAUUUGUCAGUGGACAAUGUUUUCCACCAACUAGUCUAUUUAUAGUUGAAAGGAUAAGUCAUAAUAAAGGAAUUAUGUAUGGAGGACUAGUGACUGAUGGUGGUAGAGAUAUUUCUACUAACAAUUCCUGUACCUGA
Amphimedon queenslandica is the source of this 742-nucleotide messenger RNA. Its product is annotated as rab9 effector protein with kelch motifs-like. The coding region runs from base 23 to 742 and encodes 239 amino acids. The transcript has 4 exons. Gene Ontology annotation, molecular function: protein binding. NCBI's taxonomy places the organism in Eukaryota, Metazoa, Porifera, Demospongiae, Haplosclerida, Niphatidae. The record is from RefSeq and is a predicted model, not a curated record.